Saccostrea echinata is the source of this 1681-nucleotide messenger RNA. Its product is annotated as polyprenol reductase-like. Gene Ontology annotation, molecular function: 3-oxo-5-alpha-steroid 4-dehydrogenase activity. Gene Ontology annotation, cellular component: endoplasmic reticulum. The transcript has 5 exons. The record is from RefSeq and is a predicted model, not a curated record. Gene Ontology annotation, biological process: dolichol-linked oligosaccharide biosynthetic process; polyprenol catabolic process. The coding region runs from base 16 to 960 and encodes 314 amino acids. NCBI's taxonomy places the organism in Eukaryota, Metazoa, Mollusca, Bivalvia, Ostreida, Ostreidae.
UUGUAGAAUAAUAGGAUGGUGUAUCUUUGUUACAUUUGGAUAAUUUUGGCGUUUGCAACUGUCUUAGGAUUCAUAGUCACAACAGAGAAGAGAUUACAAACAAAGUUUAUUAACAAUUUGUUCAUUUUUGGAAAGUUUCGAUACACAAAGGAGUACAACCUAACAUCAAAUUUUCUACAAGUCCCUAAAAGAUGGUUCUACCACUUUUAUCUUUUGGGGCUCAUUGUUCACACACCUUUUAUUGCUGUCAUGGUGUACUCGGUCUGUUUGGCAAAGGAGUUUCCCAAACCGUUAUCUUUAAUUCUGAGUUACAUUAGGAGUCCAGCAUUACAAGAAGAGUUACUUCCCCCUGCUCCAAUAAUUGUUGUCUUGUUGAUGGGAGAGGUACAGAUGUUUAGAAGACUAUUGGAAUGUGUCUACAUCAACAGUUAUUCUCCUGGAACAAUGAGUGUUAUCAUCUACCUUACUGGAAUCUCCUUCUACUGUCUUCAAGGACUCAAUAUUGUGUCAGUCAUGCAGGAGAAAUCACUCACAUUCAGUGAGCUAUGGAUGGAUCUUCACUGGUAUCAUUAUCUCUUAGUAGUUGUGUUCAUCUUCAGCAGUUACAAACAGCAUGUCCUGAACAACAUUUUAGCUAACCUAAGAUGCAAUCAAAAAGGUAAAGUAGUAACAGACAAGCACCUGCUACCAGAGGGGGAUUUAUUCAAACACCUUUCUUGUCCUCAUUUCCUGAUGGAGAUCCUUAUCUACAGUGUAUACACGGCCAUGUUCUGGUGGAGACACUCUGUAUGCAAUGCUAUAUGGCUUUUUGUUUUUGUGAAUCAAACUUUAUCUGCUUACUUUUCUCAUCGGUGGUAUCAACAGACAUUCCCUGACUAUCCAAAGGAGAGAGCCCCUGUUAUUCCAUUUCUUUAUUUUGAUAGAUGGAUCAGCUCUCCACCUCAAAAGAAACUCUCAUAAUCAUAUACAGUAUUUUCAUUUUUUUUUUUUUAUACUAGAGAUGAAAUAUUUACAGUGUGCCUUGAAAAUGCAAGAAUUUUUUUCAGAUACUUUAUUGCUCAAGUUCUUUGCAUGAUUUACAUGUACAUGUAGAUAAGGAAAAAAAAAUUACACAGUAAUAAUUCUUUUUGGGAUUGAUGUGCUCUUUUGCGAGGGGAUACUUUUCUUUUCAAUGCCCUUGUUACAACAAGCACUCUGGAAAAUGUGUCCUCUGCUUUUCACUGAUGGGGUGAAAGUUUAAGGAUUACAGACUGUAAAAUUCCGACUUCUAAAAUUUUCUCCCAACAGAGCUUGUUCAUCCCCCUCUCCACUCAUUUCAUCAAGUUCCAUCAUUCAAUUCACAGUCCUCAUUUGUACUUUGAUGCAUAAUACAUUUGAUAAAAAAUGAUCCAGUUUCAUAGAAGUUUUACAGAAAUCCCUUUAAUUAUACAUGUAUAAAGGAGAAUGGCAAUUUUGACAAACACAAAAAUGACUCAUAAAUGCAAGGAAGAUCUACUUCCUGUUUCUUGGACUUCAGUGUAGGUCAAAUGAUGCCAUGGUGUAAAGAUUGUGUUUGCCGGGGUGUUAGUUAUUCUUCUAAUGGAAAGCAUCACCUACGAAUGAUAAAUCCACAACUUUGGGUCUACUGCAAUAAUUGUCUAUAUGUAUUUAUGUAUAUAAGAAAUAAAAAGUGAAGAAUCGA